This is a messenger RNA of Monopterus albus (swamp eel), 1832 nucleotides long. RefSeq names its product zDHHC palmitoyltransferase 2 (gene zdhhc2). Lineage: Eukaryota; Metazoa; Chordata; Actinopteri; Synbranchiformes; Synbranchidae. The record is from RefSeq and is a predicted model, not a curated record. Gene Ontology annotation, molecular function: palmitoyltransferase activity. Bases 93 to 1304 code for a protein of 403 amino acids. The transcript is spliced from 11 exons.
GGAAGACACACACACACACACGCGCUGAGAGAGAGAGGAGACUAGGGAGAGUAACUCACGAAUGCGCACGAGGAAUGAUCCGCUUCUAGACUAUGGCACCGUCAGGCCCGCGUAGUAUCAAGCGGGGCUGUCAGAGAGUUCUGUACUGGAUCCCGGUCCUCUUCAUCGUCCUCAUAGUAGCUUGGUCAUACUACGCAUACGUUUUGCAGCUUUGCAUAGAGUCCAUCGAAGACACGGGAGAAAAGGUUGUGUACUUGCUGGUGUACCAUGUCUUUUUCAUCAUGUUUGUGUGCACGUACUGGCAAACCAUCUUCACCAAGCCCAUGAAUCCCCUGAAGGAGUAUCACCUGUCCUGCUCUGACAAGGAGCUGCUGGAGCGUGAAGAUCGAGGAGAGUCUCAGCAGGAGAUCCUGAGGAGGCUAGCCAAGGAUCUGCCCAUCUACACCCGCACCAACUCUGGGGCAAUCCGUUUCUGUGACCACUGCCAUCUGCUGAAGCCUGAUCGAUGCCACCAUUGUUCAGUCUGUGAUAAGUAUGGCUCUCUGCUCAUGCACCUAGAGAAAAGGCCACACAGUAUAUUGCAUUCUGGCAGGCAGAGUAAGAUUCAAUUACACUUCUGUCUGACCCUGCUGUGUUACAGAUGCAUCCUGAAGAUGGAUCACCACUGCCCCUGGGUGAACAACUGUGUGGGAUUCUCCAACUACAAGUUCUUCAUGCUGUUCUUGGCAUAUUCACUACUCUACUGCCUCUUUAUAACUGCUACCGAUCUUCAAUAUUUCAUAAAGUUUUGGAUGAAUGGCCUCCCCGACAGUCAAGCAAAGUUCCACAUCCUGUUUCUCUUCUUCUCGGCCUCUAUGUUCUCAGUCAGCCUCGCUUCACUUUUCAUCUAUCACUGCUGGCUUGUCUGUAAAAACAGAUCCACUCUCGAGGCUGUGCGUGCCCCAGUGUUUCGUCACGGCACAGAUAAGAACGGUUUCAGUCUGGGCUUCAAUAAGAACUUCCGUCAGGUCUUUGGUGAUGAAAUUAAAUACUGGCCUAUUCCUGUUUUCUCCAGUUUAGGUGACGGUUGCUCGUUCCCAACCUGUCUGGUGAAUCUUGACCCUGAGCAGCCCUCUUCACCCACCGGUUCUAACUCUGCCAGCAAGGGUGCAGCAGAGGGCCGCCAGUUCCCGUCUAAGCCCCUGAGAGAGAGUCAGAGUCGACUGCUCACCAGCACUCCCUCCUGGACAGAGAGUGACAAUACAACAAACACAGACAAGAAGGGUGCCAGCAACCCAGGGAUGACCAUAGAAAAUGAGGCAUAAUCAGACGUAGAGCUGACUCCUAUCCAGAAAAGCAAGUUUACGGUGAACUAUAGCCUCCACAUAUCAAGAUAUAAAAUCAUUUGUGUUUAAUCCCAAGGGUCUCUGUUGCCCCCUCCUCAGUGUUUGUGCCUAUUAGAACGUGACGUGGUGGUGACUUCAUCGAUUCGUUGUUUUCCCAUAUUGCACCUUGAUUCUGAGCGGUUUACAUGACUGAAAGAAACCAGAGAAAAAUGAACAGUAACUGUCGUCAGUAUCACUAUUGCUGUCAUAAGUAAGACUAUCUGCUGCUGUCUGAAAGUGUUUGGGCCUCAGACUGGAUAAAACAACUGCAUUCCAAUAAUCACAUUUCCAUUUCCACAGACAUGUUUUUGCACUUUCUGUACUGUGAAGUCAAUCUGAGCUGCUGUUGUAUGUCACAGUUCAUGUCUCAGAAUUACCUACAGUUUAUUUGUUUAAUGUUACUUUCACAGCUUAUAAAUGCUGUUAUGUUGCCAAACAUUUGUACUCGGCUGAUAGAUUAGUGGUGGU